Aphanomyces astaci is the source of this 10044-nucleotide messenger RNA. RefSeq lists its product as hypothetical. Gene Ontology annotation, molecular function: protein binding; ubiquitin-protein transferase activity. The transcript has 3 exons. NCBI's taxonomy places the organism in Eukaryota, Oomycota, Saprolegniomycetes, Saprolegniales, Verrucalvaceae. The coding region runs from base 21 to 9989 and encodes 3322 amino acids. The record is from RefSeq and is a predicted model, not a curated record. Gene Ontology annotation, biological process: positive regulation of protein catabolic process; proteasome-mediated ubiquitin-dependent protein catabolic process; protein polyubiquitination.
GCUGUUCUUGGACACAUCUCAUGAUCUGCGGCGCAGAAGCUCCGAGGUUCCCUCCGAGUCCAGGGGAAAGCAAGUUCAUCCAGUCCAUAUUAAGCACAUGGGAGGGUGUACGCAAACGCGUUAACGAUACGUCGUCCAGUGGCAUGGAGGUCACGGAGCCCGCCGUCACUGUAUCAAGCGAUGCUGCGUCCGUCCGCGCCACAUUGGACGCCUUCCUCAACGCCCUGCAGCAGACAACAGAUUGGCCAUUUGAAGGGCAAGCAGACCUUCUGAACUACGGUGCUCUGCUUGAUGCGUUCCAUGUCGUGCUGGGGGAACUCACACACACCGAUGGUGGUGCCAACACCUCUCUACUGUUGGCCGACGAGGGCAAGAACACCACCGCCGCCCCACCAUCCUCCUCGACCCAACGAUUUGCGUGGGGAGUGUCGGACCGAGAACGUUUGGCGUACCAAGUGCUUCGUGUGACCGCAAUCCUCUUGGAGAACUCGAUCAACAAGCACAAGUUCCCGUCGCUCGACCACGUGACGUCGUUGAUUGCGUCCACCAGCGACCGCGUUAGCCUUGAAGCCGUCAAAGUCGUAGCCAUGCUGUCGCUGCCCCCUCACUCCCAUCGCCACCCCAUCGACACACAAAACCAAUCGGACGCCAUGCUCACGGGGUCAUCCACGUUGAAGAAGCGCCUGUUGGUCGUCGCCGACGCCCUCGGCAACGUGGCGAUGGCGGAUUACUUGUCCGAGCCUUCUUCUUCUUCCCCGAACGAUUCCCUCGUGUAUCAGUACUACCUCUUCGACGAUCAAGUGCAGGACAGCGUGCUGGUGUCUGUGGCCAUCCCUCGCUUUGUUGGCAAUGGUUCCGUCGACGCGUGGUCCACAGCGACCCUGGCCGCCCUCGUCGACCAAUUCAGCGUCCCCUCCAAGCACCACUUGAAGCUUCUCUGUCGCAUCCGCUCAAGUGCGUGGCGCGAGCAUCGACAUACCCGCGAAGCCGCCGUUGUGGCCCGACUGCAAGCGUUUUUGGCGCUCUUUUCGCUGUUUGGAGACGCCCAUGACGUGGUGCAGUACCUGGAAGAGCAUCCAGACCUCACGGCAGCCGUACUCGACCUCGUUGAAUCCCCCGCCACAGAAGACGACAAGGACGACCAACCGUCCAUUCCAUUGGCGGUGCAAGUGGCCGCCCUGCAUGUCCUCACGGCGCUCGUCAACGACAAGCGGUCGCGGGGCGUGGGGGUGCUGAGUCGCCAGUCGGCGGUACUCACAACCCUCGGCGUCGGCCGCGGUGCCACCCCCGGCGCGUUCGUGUCGCUCGUGCGGACCUGCCUGGGCGGCUUGGUCCUGGACGACAAGGCCACCGCCGCCGCCGAUUCCAGCCCCGCGGACGACGUCGACAUGGACCUGGCGGUGGCAUUUGUAGAAGCCACCAACAACAGUCAAUCAACCACCGCUUUGCUUCGUCCUUUUCGAGAUGUGGCGAGUCCCCGGGGCCGACGGCUGACGUGGUCAGAGCACGUUUUGGGGCUGCUGUGUCCUCUCGUAGGUCUGCACGCCGGCGCGUCGACGAUGACAGAGUGCGGCGUCGUGCCUUCGCUCCUGCAUGCGAUUUCGUGCCGGUCUGUGAGUCCACUGCACACGUCCGUGCUGGUUCAGUGCAUCCAGGCGCUGGAAUUGACACUGACCAACCACGCACCUGCUGCCAUCUUGUUCCGCGAACUCAACGGCGUGACCAUCUUGGUGGACCGGCUAAGCCAGGAGAUUGUUCCAUCUCCUUCCGACUCGGCGCGCGUGCUGGUCGUGGCGCUGCUCAACAUGCUAUCCGUGUCAUUUCAUACCCAGGGCGUCAUGAGUGCUGGCACGACCCCGCGCUUCAUCCGCGAAGAUGCUACGUUGAAUAAACUGCUCCAUCGGAUUCUACGACACUUGGACGUUUAUGGCACGAUUGUGUUUUCGCAAGCUGCGACGCUCGUGGCUGAUAUCAUCAACAACGACCCUACAUGUGUGAACCACGUGCAUGCGACAGGGUUGGCCGAUGCCUUUCUCGAGUCCACGUGUCGAUGGGACCUCCACGCCGUGACCCGCGCCAGCUCCCCCAUCCUCCCGCCCUGCCCCGAGCUCAUGAUGGCCCUCCCGAACGUCGUGUCGGCGCUGUGCAUGACGAGUACCUACAUAGACAAAGUAGCGGCGUUCGAACCACUCGCGUACCUUCUCGACAUGUUUACGCUGCCGACGUAUGUAAGCGACAUCGACUACCUGCAGGGGGACGUGGCGUCCAUCGUCGCCACCGGUCUGGACGAGCUCAUGCGCCAUGUGCCGUCGAUGGCUCGGUUUUGCAUUGAAGCGUGCACGCGCGCGUUGAAAAAGGUGGUCGCCGCAACUACGUGCUCACAUGCGACACUGCUCCGCCUCACCAUGCAUCUCUGUGACGUGGUGGAGCCCGUGCUCGCCAAGGUCGAGCACGCCACACGCUUUGCCGACAACGGAGGGGUCGAUGCCCUUAUGCACCUGUACGGCCGCGUCCUCCCGCCUUCGUCCACGUACGUAUCGACAUCGUACAACCAGAUGUCGCCGCUGCCACAUUACACGGCAUCGCAGAGCCUCACGCUGGCGGCGCGCGCGUACGCGAGUCAUCAGCCUGCGGCGAUGCUGGCUAAACUCAUGGCGGCGCUCGUGGUGGAGCUGGAUCAGGUCGAUGUGAUGGAGGUGCCACCGACCGACGUGCGCGCCGACUAUUUGCGACAGUUGGCGCAAAUCGAAUGGCUCGUGUCGCUGGUUGUGUGGACCAUCCGGACGCCGCACGCCAGUGGUGGCUCCCAAAGUCGUCGGUUGAUGGCAGAGUUUACGUCCCCGUCGAGCCAGCGGGUGCUCACUCGGGUGUUUACCCUCGACCGAUCGGUGCAGUUGGAGCGCAUGGCGUUGGAACGUCAUACUGCUCACGACGAACCAAGUACUAGUACUACUACUAGUAGUAGUACUAGCAGCCAUGGCGAGGUGGGCCAGAUUGCGAGUCUGUUGACACUCAAGUUUUCGCUCAUGGUGCGCAACCUGCAGCGCAAAUUUGCCCGCACGAUUUGCACCCAGUUGUCGUCUUCCAGUGACCUUCACAACCAGCUCGACUCGAUCGUGCAAGUGCUACAGCUGACGUUGGACUCGAUUCUCGCGACUAGCGACCGCUAUAUCCGCCAUGGCGCCCUUGUGUUUUUGAUGGAAACCAUCACGGCGCUGCUGUUUGACGGCAAGCGGGAGCGAGGGGGGGUGGUGGUGGUGCUGCUGCCUCUAGCCCUCGAGUUUAUCGACAAAAAGUUGUUGGUGCGGGUGCUGGAAGCGUUUACAAGCGCAGUGACAACGGACCUCCCCGACCCGACCAAACAGGACGUGCGCCUGUGCCAGGCAGGAGCGGCGCUGCUCCAUCACUUGGCCGACGUCCAGGCCAUCGCGUCGUCGAAAUCCAAGCCCGCUCUUCCAGACACUGACCUCAUCCGGUUGAAAGCCACGUUUCACAUCCUGGCCACGGACGCGGUGCUGCCGGUUUGGACACACCCGCGGCUCCCCGCCGCCGGCAAGGUGGUUUCGGCCGUGGUGCCGGUGGUGGCGACCCUGUUGAAGCAAUGCUUGGACAAGACGACGGAUGGGGGGACGCCCACGAGUGCGCCGCCCGCCGACUUGACGCUGGACGCGUCGGUGGUGUCGAGUCUGGAAAUGAUGGGGUUUACGCUGUCGCAUGUAGAGCUCGCGCUGCGCCAAAUCGGCGCCAACGACGUGGAAAUGGCCAUGGAGUGGCUUCUCGAGCACCCCGAAGUCGAGUUUGUCGCCCAAAGCGUUGACCCCAACCACGUCGCAUCCGCCGGCUCUUUGCCAUCCAGCCCAGUGCCAACAUAUACAGCGCUGCGUGCAACGUUGGCGAGCGUCCCGUUGGCGGUCGUAUCAGCGUCGACCGACGAAUGUGUGACACGGGCUGUGGCGGAUCUGUUGGUGCUGCAGGCCUCGCAGGCGGAUGAAGACCGCGUCCGCAUCGUGCAGAGCUUUGACCAGUACCUCAACACAACGUCGUCGUCGUGCCUCGAAUCGGUGGCGCAUGUGCUGGCGUUGGUCGUGCACGGCGACUGCAAAUCCCGCGCGGUGCUGCUGACCCAAGCCAGUGCCACGGUGGCGCGACUGGUCCAGAUCGUAGAAAACCAGUCGGACUCUGUCGACGACUGUGUGGCGCCGAUUCUGCUCGUACUCGACGCGCUGGCAGUCGCCGACGAUACCGCCGCUGCCGCGACCCUCGACCCUGCCACGAAACAACAGCUGGUCGACAGCUGCGCCCGGUUGAUGCGUCUGGCGCUGCCGUCCGGCGUCGCCCACGCGGUGUGGCAGGUGGCUGUGCGGCUCACGCGGGACCUGGAGCUCGUGGAUCGCUUUGUGGCUGUCGACGGCGUCGACGCGUGUAUCAACACGCCAAGUGUGUUUGACGGGUACAAGGAGCUCACGUCGGCGAUUCUCGCGCACGUGUUGGAGUACCCCGAGGUGCUGCAGGCUCGGAUGGAGGAGAAGAUUGUGCAGAGCAUGAAGAAGCUGUCGCUUCGUCUGGGCGGCGGGUCCGUGUCGUCUGCGCAGCGGAUCCUGCCGCGGAAUUUACUGUCCGACUUGGGUGUCGUGGCCAUGCGCGACGAGAAGCUGUUUCUGUCUGCGCUGAAAGAAACUGUCCAAGUCAAGAAGAGCUCCACCGGGCGGGUGUACGUACAGCUCAACGACACGGAUGACACGGACAUCGGAUCCAAGAAGCUCACGCGGCUGCCCAUCCCCCACGCAUCCAAGAUCAUGGCGCUGCUCGUCCGCCGCGUCGAGUCGCUGUGGGCGACCAAAGACCCGGCGACCGCCACAUACCUCUACUUCCUCGUACACCUAGUCACAAUGUUUCGGACGUCGUGUGGCGCGGUGCUGCUGGCCGACCACGGGCCGUUCCUGUCCCAGGUAAUGCGGGAGAUGGUGCCGUACCCUGAACUCAACGCCAAGCUGAGGGGGGAUGACGACAAGGAGGACGAGGCCAAGAGCAGAGUCCACCACGCGCAUCGGCUGCUCGUGCACCUAUGUGCACACCCAGAUGGGUGCAAGAAGAUCCUGCUGGACGUGGCGGCGUUGCUCGAAGCGUGGCCGACCCACGACACCACCAACAAAUCGUACGCGCUGACGUGUUUGCACGGGUGGUGCGCGUUGCUCAUGAGUGUGCUGUGGCCCCGCGAAGACAAGGACAAGAUGUGGGAACACACCAAGGCAUUGCUGGGCAAGAAGGACGUGGUGGCCCUCUUGAUGCAAGCGCUUCGCCGCGUCGACUUGUCACAUCCGCUGGCGCGGUCCACGGUGACGAUGGUACUGCGUCCGUUAGCGGCGCUUACCCGCCCAUGGGUCGCGCAUCGAUUGAAGAAGAAGAAACAGCACGACAAGGCAACAUUAACGACGGCGGCGGCGGCAGACGAUCCAGCGGCGGCGGCAGACGAUCCAGCGACGACGACAACGUUCCAUGACGAACCAUCGCGACUUCGAGUGUCGAGUGCCGAGUUCGAAGACAUUCGCAUGUCCAAUCCUGAAGAAGAGGAGGAGGAGGAUGACGAAGAAGAAGAUGGUAUGAGUGACUCGUCUGGCAACGACGAAGAAGGGGAUGAUGAAGAAGGGGACGACGAAGAAGGGGACGACGAAGAAGGGGAUGAAGAAGAAGAAGACCCCGUGGACGAAGAUGGCGAGUUCUGGCAUGCCCCCAACAGAGGAGGAGCGACUAGCCAGCAUCCGCCGCUGUGGGAGUCGUUGGAUGACGGCGGCUUAUUUCAGAGCGAAGACUCGCAAGAGAGCAGCCACAGUCGUGAUUCUCCUCGGCAUCCACGGUCUGCCGACGCCGCCGCCGACGAUGGCGACCCGCGGUCGAUUGGGGACCUGUUUGCGUUCCAUCGGCAUCCCCCCGGACUCCACCAUCCGGCCCCGUCGGCGUCGCAGUGGAGCCAUCUCUUUCGAGAGUUUGAACAGGACGGACCCCCGCGUGGUAGCAGUAGUACCCACCACCGCCUUGGCCGGCAACACGACGACGACUACGAUGAGGAUGACAGAGUGUUUGACCUGCGAGAUCAAGAUGAAGACGAUGUGUUUUCGAUCCCGUUGAAUGUAUUGGAGCGAGCCCACGCCAACGGAUUUCGACUAGGUGGCGGCGCCAUGCGACAACGUGCAAACACCACGGCAACAGGUCCAACAAAUGUGUCGGUGGCUGGGUUGACCCAUCCGUUGCUCGCCCAAGAAGGACGAGGAGGAGGAGGAGGAGGACGGGGGCAGGCCCGACGACCCCCCAGUCGCCACCACCACCAUCACAACCCCAACAACGUGUACUCGAUGCACGCAUCCUUUCGACGGAGUUUGCUGGCGGAAAUGGGCAGUCAUAGCAGCACCGUGUUGCCGCCAUCGUCGUGGGACAACGACCCCCAGUCGCAUGUCCGCCAAGUAGUUCAGCGCAUGGAGCACGAGCUGAACGACCUGUGGCGGCCAGAUGAUGAAGCUGCUCAGCCUUCGGCGGACGACGAAUCCGUCGCUGUGCAGGCUUUGACGAGCACGCUCGGGGAAUCGUCGCUGGACUCGCCCCCUCCCGAAGUACCAAAUCUCCCUACGCAAGUAGCCGUCGACACGACGGCCUCCAACGACGAGCCACAACCGUUGCCCCCCUCUCCUCCAAGUGGAGAAGCAGCUACAACCGCCGCACCUGCCGCCACCGAGGCAAAUGAACCCUCGGCAGCGGACGGACCAGUGGAAGAGACAGGUGGCCCCGUACCUCCGGCACCCGUCGUCGACGCGGCAGCCCUGUUCAACUUUACGUUGGACUUAGGAACGUUGCCGCCGCCGCCGCCGCCGCUUGUGGCCCCCCGUGCUGCCGAAGAUACAGUCGAUGCAGAACCCACGACGACCCAACUGGUGUGUCCCGACGGGAUGGAUCCGGAAGUGUUUCACUCGUUGCCACCCGACAUGCAGGCCGAAGUGAUUGCAGCCAACCCGCGUCCAUCCACGGCGGCUCCGUCCUCCCCCGUCGUCGUCGUGGACGGCGCGUCGUUCCAGUCGAGCUACGAUCAGGACACGUUGGACGCACUCCCAGCCGACAUUCGCGACGAGAUUCUCGCCAAUGAACGGCGCGAGUGGGAGCUGGCGACGGCGCCCCCCCCAGACAUUUCGCUGGCGCAGGACAUGGACAACGCGUCUUUUGUAGCUUCUCUGGCCCCGGAACUCCGCGAAGAAAUCCUCGUCACAUCGGACGAUGCGUUCCUGCAGACGCUGCCGUCGUCUGUGCGGGCAGAGGCGAUGAUCCUUCGCGAACGCGCGGCAUUUCGGGCAGUGCAGGCCCACGGCCGCCUGAGCCAAGCCGACGACCAGACGGCGCACUUUUUUCAACGCCCGACGCUGCGGCGUAUGCUGACAAGUCACGGGAACGAUCUGGGUGGCGGCGGCGGGAUGUCGACCCGUCGGUACGGACGAGGCGCCCGCGAGGACGGACGGGGGCUGUUGGUUCCGGCGGUCGAGGACGAGUCGAAGCGCGGCCUGGUGCACGUGGACAAGGAAGAGUUCGCCGACGCCCCCCCCGACCACUUGGCCAGUGUCACAGAAGCGUCGAUCCAGCACUUGUUGACGGUACUGUACAUGUCUCAGUCCAUCCUAAAGCACCACCGGGUGUUUCAAACGGUCGUGUCCAACCUGUGCCUGUACCCGACGCUGCGGCGGUGGGUUCGAAGCAACCUUGUGCACGUGUUGGCCGGGACCCGUCCAUCCGCCGUCGACAGUACAAAGUUUCCACCGUCGGCGAUGAUUGGUUGCAGUGGAAGCCAAAACGAUGGCGAAGUGCUGGCCCGGGGACUAACUGUUCUCGUGGCUCUUACCAAGGAUAACGUGCGCCUGCGAGUCGACUUUUUGCAGAGCAACGGACUGAGUACGCUUGUGGCAUUGCUUGGUGUGACGCGCAACGGCAGCCACUUGGACUUGUUGCUGGAAGCGCUCGAGUACGUGACGAGUCCGCUGAUUCGUCUGGCGGGUCCCGCGGCCGACCACAAGUCGCCAGAAGUAGACACCGAUGCUGCGACAGAGUGGAUUCCAGUGCCCACGGUGGUGCUCUCGGCGACGGAAUUGCACCAUUUGGUGUCGGUGCUGGCACUGGAUCAGUGCACGGCACCAAUGCAAACACGCGUGCUGAGCAUCCUCAAGCUACUGUCGACUACCCCCGAGACCCAACAGGCUGUCUUGGACACGCUCGUCGAAAGCUGCGACAGAGUCAUCUCGGCAUCGCACACGACGAAUACCGCGGCCUCCGUGCUGCAAACCCCCCAGCAAGAAGUCAAGCUUCUGCGGUUACUGCACACGCUGUCCGACCUGUCGGCCACCACUGAGCAAUUCACCGACCACGUGCAGAAACGACUCAACCUGCUGCCCGUAUGGCAGGCGUUGAGUGCAUCCCUUGCCGCGGCGCGGGCAGUGGAAGGCUGGGGCUUCGACAAAGAAGAUGCCGAUGAAACCGACGGCGGACGACUGGGUACGGUCAUCGAAGGCAAAAGCGCCGGCGCGUCGUGUGCGAUGGGCGCCCUCCUGACGCGAUUCCUGCCCAUGAUCGAAGCGUUCUUUGUCGUGAACGCCCGUGACGCGGCGCACAUGACGCUAGCGCCCCCCUCCGGCGACGACGACCUCCCAGUGGACGUCCAUGCGACACUGUUGGCCAACUUUGUCGAGGCCAACCGCGUGCUACUCAAUAUGCUCGUGCGGGAGAAGCCAUCGUUGCUCGAUAACUCGCUGGCGGCGCUGAUCAAGAUCCCGCAGUGUCGCGCAUUUCUGGAUUUUGACAACAAACGUACGUACUUUCAAGCGUCGAUGAAGCGGCUGCGCCAUGCGUCGCUGCGGUCGCAGGGUGGCGGCGGCGGGUCGUCGUCCGUGCGCCUGCCCGUCCGCCGCGACCGCGUGUUUGAAGACUCGUACUAUGCGCUCCGCAUGCGCAGCGGCCACGAGUUGCGCAGAAAGCUGCACAUUUCAUUCACGGGCGAAGAAGGCAUCGACGCCGGCGGCGUGACGCGAGAAUGGUAUACGAUAUUGGCGCGCGAAAUCUUCAACCCCAACUACGCGCUGUUUACGUCGGCCGCGGACUCGCCGACGUUCCAGCCCAACCCGCUGUCAUUUGUCAACAAGGACCACUUGAGCUACUUUGAGUUUGUGGGCAAAGUGAUUGGCAAGGCGAUCGCGGAUGGCCAGCUGCUAGACGCGCAUUUUACCCGGUCGUUUUACAAGCACAUGCUGCAGCUGCCACUGUCGUACUCUGACAUGGAAGCCAUCGACCCCGAGUAUUACCGCAACUUGCACUCGAUUCUAGACAACCCAAUUGACGCCCUUGGGCUGGACUUGACGUUUUCCAUCGAGCACUCCAACUUUGGCAAGGUGGACGUUGUCGACUUGGUGCCCCACGGCCGAGACGUGGCCGUGACCGACGACAACAAGCUAGAGUAUGUCAAGCUCGUGACACAUCAUCGCAUGGCCACUGGCAUCCGGUCGCAGAUCGACUCGUUUCUCGGCGGGUUGCAUCAGCUCGUGUCGCCCCAGUUGAUUUCUAUCUUCAACGAGAACGAGCUCGAGCUCCUGAUUUCUGGCAUGCCCGAGAUUGAUAUUGACGACUUAAAGGCCAACACGGACUAUGCCAACUACAAGCCCACGGACAAUGUGAUUCGGUGGUUCUGGAACGCCAUGUACUCGUUUACACACGAAGAGCGCGCGCUGUUCAUCCAGUUUGUCACGGGCACAUCCAAAGUACCGCUGGAAGGGUUCAAAGCGCUCGAAGGCAUGCGCGGCACGCAAAAAUUUAACAUCCACAAGGCAUUUGGGUCGAGUGCAUCCCUCCCCACGGCGCAUACGUGCUUUAAUCAAUUGGAUUUGCCCGAGUACGAAAACGAAGACCAGCUCAAGACGAGAUUGGUGCUCGCGAUUCGAGAAGGAUCGGAAGGGUUUGGCUUUGGGUAAAGCGAAGGAACAAAACAGCCAUCGUGUUGAAUCAAUUGCAUUUUCGUUUAUUUUC